This is a messenger RNA of Oikopleura dioica, 1347 nucleotides long. Lineage: Eukaryota; Metazoa; Chordata; Appendicularia; Copelata; Oikopleuridae. The record is from the annotation of a GenBank genome assembly.
AUGCGGAACGCGAGCGGUUCCACUCUUGCUUACAGCUUGCUGGUUAUUGGACUUGGAAUUCUAGGGUUUAUUAUUCACGAACAGAAGGAUGACUUACGAGUCAUUCAUACGAUUGCUGCAGUAACUAAGGAGCUAGAAAACAACCAAAACCAACUUGUGAAGCAAUAUGAUCAGCUCAUUGAAGUCGCCAACAAAAUCGCACUCAAUGUCGAAGAGGAUCACAAUAUCAUCACCGACAGCCACGAGUACCUCCACCGUAAAAACGUACGGAUACGUGGAUUGCCAGAAAUAGAAGGCCGAGCAUUGAUAGACAUGUUCCGUGAGCUGGUGACGAAAAAACUCGGACUUGUGUUGGAAGACAUGGACAUUGACCUGGCUCAAUGGGCUGGGCCCAGUCUUCAGGAUGGCACGCGCCCAGCAGUGGUCACUUUUGCCCAAUAUGCGAUGAAGAACAAAGUCCUGGAGAAGGCGCGGCUCAAGCUCAGGGAUAGUCCGUAUGUUUUGUUUGAAGAUCUUUUCGUUGGCAAUGGCGAGAAUUUGACCGAGUUAGCUCAUCAAAGAGGCGUGGACGCCUGUUACAAACACAUCUCAAAGAUUUCGGCUCCAAGUCUGCAUAAAACAUCCGGAAUGCCUUUUGGUGCCUGGUUCAAUGACAUGGGUAACUCUACCGACAAGACAGUAUUCUUUAUGGACCACUAUUUCAAAGAAAGAAACGUCAAAUUCUUCAAUUCGACCGAUGACUUCACAAAGGAUAACUUUGCCGGCACCUUUUUGAUCCCGCUUCGCUGGGCGGGUACUGGGCACGUCGCUUACAAAGGUUCAUUGUACUUCACCAAAUACAACACCACAACAAUGUACCGUUACGACUGGGCGAACAGAAAGGUUCUAACAACCCGGGAGCUUUCAGGAGCUGGCUUCGCGAACCAAGCAGCAUAUCAGUGGCGCGGCAGUACGGAUAUCGAUUUCGCCGUGGACGAAAAUGGACUCUGGGUGAUUUAUGCAACUGAAGCCAACAAUUGGAAUAUAGUCCUGUCAAAAUUGAACGAGGAAACGCUCGAGAUCAAAGAGACUUUCAACACAGGAUGGAAAAAACAGUGGAGUGCGAAUGCUUUCAUGCUCUGCGGAACUCUUUAUGUUUUGAAAAAAUACGAUGAAAAACAGACAUAUAUUCACUACUCCUUCGACACCAAGUCUGGCCGUGCUUCACGCCCCAUGAUUCCAUUUUCCAACAAGUUCGGUUGGAACGCAUAUCUAGCGUACAAUCCACUAGAGCAACGGUUAUACGCCUGGGACAAUGGAAAUCAAGUUACGUAUGAAGUGACACUUGCGGACGAAACUUCAAAAUAG